Messenger RNA from Vigna angularis (adzuki bean), 4118 nucleotides. RefSeq lists its product as uncharacterized. The transcript is spliced from 20 exons. Bases 322 to 3963 code for a protein of 1213 amino acids. The record is from RefSeq and is a predicted model, not a curated record. Lineage: Eukaryota; Viridiplantae; Streptophyta; Magnoliopsida; Fabales; Fabaceae.
UGCCACACCUAUCUCCUUCUCCCUCAUCACUGCAAAUUGUACUCACAAUCUUCCGGCACGUGGUUUGGCCGCAUCAACCCACAUCUUUUCAUUGUCUCUCAAAAAAUAACCAGAAAGAAAAUCCAAAUUCUCUCGGACCCGAAUGCUCCGACCCAAACCCAUUUAAUCAAUGUCUUUCUCGUUUUGCCUUUUUCAUUGCACACUGCACUGCAUCGCGAUCUAUGCAAUGCCCACAUUGUCAAUGUCGAUUCUGCUAUGACUAAAUUCUCGAAGAAUAUUUUUUGAAGCUUCUCGUUCGGGGCUUUUCCGAAGUUCUCAGACAUGGAGUCGAUCAUGGCAAAAGCUUUGGAGUACACUCUCAAGUAUUGGCUCAAAUCGUUCUCCCGAGACCAGUUCAAGUUGCAGGGUCGCACUGCUCAGCUUUCAAAUCUAGAGUUGGAUGGGGAUGCGUUGCAUUCCAGCCUUGGAUUUCCACCCAUGCUCAGUGUCACCACCGCCAAAGUUGGCAAAUUGGAGAUCAUGUUGCCGUCUGUGAGCAAUGUACAGACAGAGCCUAUCAUCGUGCAAGUUGAUAGGCUAAAUUUGGUUCUUGAAGAAAAUUCUGAUUUUCAGCCAUCUGAAAAUCCAGCAAGUAGCACCACAUCAAGUUCCUCAUCAAAGGGUAGCGGCUAUGGUUUUUCUGAUAAGAUUGCAGAUGGAAUGACUGUACAGAUUCGUAUGGUUAAUCUAUUACUUGAAACUCGUGGAAGUGCUUGUUGCCAAGGGGAAGCAACUCGGGCACCACCUGUGGCAUCUAUUACCAUGCACAACUUUAUACUGUAUACCACAAAUGAAAGCUGGGAGGUUGUAAAUCUUAAAGAGGCACGGGAAUUCUCCAGUAAUAAGAAGUAUAUAUACGUCUUCAAAAAACUAGAAUGGGAAUCUUUGUCUUUUGAUCUUUUGCCUCAUCCUGACAUGUUCACGGAUGGUACUAUAGGCCGCUCUCAAGAGGGAGCAAACCUGAGAGACGAGGAUGGUGAAAAGCGAGUAUUAUUUGGAGCCGAGCGUCUUAUAGAAGGAAUAUCGGGAGAAGCAUUUAUCACCGUUCAGAGAACUGAAUUGAACAGUCCAUUUGCACUUGAGGUUCAGUUACAUGUCACGGAAGCUGUUUGCCCUGCAUUAAGUGAACCAGGACUGCGUGCAUUUCUUCGCUUUAAAACAGGAUUACAUGUCUGUCUAAACAGGGGAAAUGUAGAUUUCAAGGCACCGAAGCGAUCAACUGAAGCUGCUAGGCAUUCUAUUGUCUCAAUUGUUGUGGACCAUAUAUUUCUUUGCAUUAAAGAAUCUGACUUCCAACUUGAGCUUUUAAUGCAGUCCCUCCAUUUUUCUCGGGUCAGUCUCUCUCAAGGAGAUAAUCAUAGUAACUUGACCAGAAUUAUAGUUGGAGGAGUAUUCUUAAGGGACACCAUUUCAUUUCCUCCAUGUACCUUAGUGCAACCAUCGACGCAAUUGGUCAUAGGGGAUGCUUUCCAAGUACCAACAUUUGCAAGAAGCUUUUGCCCAUCAAUAUACCCACUAGGAGAACAGCAAUGGCAAUCAAUUGUGGGAACUCCCCUAAUAUGCCUCCAUUCUGUUCAGAUCGUGCCUUCUCUUCCACCAUCUUUUGCUUCUCAAACUGUUAUUGAUUGUCAACCUCUAAUGAUUCACCUCCAAGAAGAAACCUGCCUCAAGAUAUCAUCAUUCUUAGCUGAUGAUAUUGUUGUGAAUCCUGGUGACAUUUUACCAGAUUUCUCAGUAAAAUCUUUUACUUUCAAUCUCAAGGGUCUGGAUCUUACAGUUCCUUUGGAUAAGACCUAUCUGGAUAUUUCUAAAACCAAAAUGAACAAUACAGUCAAUAACUCUUUUGCUGGAGCAAGGCUUCGGAUUGAAAAUCUUUUCUUUUUAGAUUCACCCUCAUUGAAACUGAAAAUAUUGAACCUCGAGAAGGAUCCUGCUUGCUUCUGUCUUUGGGAGGGUCAACCAAUUGAUGCCAGUCAGAAGAAGUGGACUACUGGAGCAUCCCAGAUUACUUUAUCUCUGGAAGUAAGUACUGACAAGCCUGGACAUCAGAGCUCUCUCGGAUGGACAACUGGAUUGUGGAGAUGUGUUGACCUGAAAGAUGCUUGCAUAGAAGCGGCUAUGGUAACUGCUGAUGGUAGUCCAUUGUUAAAGGUUCCUCCUCCAGGCGGUAUCGUGAGGCUUGGUAUUGCUUGUGAACAGUAUCUAUCCAACACUUCAGUUGAACAACUAUUUUUUGUCCUCGGUGUCUAUGAUUAUUUUGGGACUGUUAGUGAGAAAAUAGCCAUAGUUGGAAAAAAGAAACAAUUAAACGAUGUCAGGAACAAAUAUUUAAGUGGAAAUCUGAUGGAGAAGAUUCCCAGUGACACUUCUGUAAGUUUGACAAUAAAAAAUCUCCAACUUCAAUUUCUUGAGUCGUCUUCUGUGAACUCGGAGGGAAUGCCUCUAGUACAGUUUGUUGGAGAUGAUUUUUUUGUUAGAGUUACUCAUAGAACUCUUGGUGGUGCUAUUGCUGUUUCAUCCACAAUAAAUUGGGAGAGAGUUCAGAUAGAUUGUGUGGAUUCUGAAGAGCGUUUUACAUGUGAAAAUGACUCACCUUGUAGUACUAGCGAAAAUCUUCCCUCAAUAAGUGAUCAUGAACACCCUAAACUGAGACCUGUUUUCUGGGUGCAUAACAAAAAACAGCCACUUAAUGGAAAUGUUCAUUCAUACCCCUUUCUGGACAUACAUAUGGUGCAAGUCAUACCAUUUUGUGUAGUAGACACGGAAGUACAUACUUUAAAUGUCUCAGCUUCUGUAUCUGGUGUUCGUCUUGGUGGGGGAAUGAACUACUCUGAGGCCCUCCUGCACCGAUUUGGAGUACUAGGGCCUGAUGGUGGUCCAGGGAAUGGUUUGUGUAAAGGGUGGGAAAACUUACAAACUGGACCGUUGGCAAAACUUUUUAAGACAACACCUCCGAUUGUUGAUAAUUUAGAAAAUGUUGAAACUACAAGAGAAGGGAAAGGUACCAGUUUUUCACACUUGAAGAAGCCAGAUACCGUGGAUAUCACUAUACAGUUGAGAGACUGGUUAUUUGCUCUUGAAGGUGCGCAAGACAUGGCUGAAAGAAUGCGGUUCUCAAGCUAUGAUGCAAACAGAGAAGAGAGGUGUUGGCACACAACAUUCCGUACCUUGCGGGUAAAUGCAAAAAGUUGCCCAAAGAAUGCUCCAGAAAGAAAAACACAAUCACACAGAAUACAACUAUAUCCUGUGGACGUGGUUACGGUUGGAGUUCAAGGGUUGAAAAUCAUUAAGCCUCAAGCCCAAAAGGACAUUCCUUCAUCAGUCAGAACCGAAAAUGGAGUAGAACAAUUCAGUGAAGAAGUUGAGGGAAUUGAUCUUGAAGUAGGCAUGAUAUUACAUGAGGAUAAUGAGGAUAAUGAAAUGGUUAAUUGGGCAGUGGAGAAUCUAAAGUUUUAUAUAAGACAAACGAAUGAAGCAAUUGUAAGCAAGGAAGACGUCCAACACCUCACUUUUCUGUGCAAAUCCGAAAUCGAUUCUGUCGGCCGAAUAAUAGCUGGAAUUUUACGACUAUUUAAGCUUGAAAGUUCUGUCGGCCAAUAUGUAAUUGACCGGCUUGGCAACCUAGGAAGUAAAGACAUUGUCAAAAAAAAUUGUCCUGAGAAGCCUAGCAUAGAUAGUAGUGUUUCUAGUAGUGGCCUCUCUCCAUUACAAAACCCAACAAAUGAAAGUCCAAGAAAGCCUAUGGAAGAAACAUUAACUUCGCUUGAGGAAGCAGUUGCUGGUUCACAGGCUAAGAUUAGUGAUUUGAUAUCUGACAUUGGUACUUCUGACUCUUCCUUUCAGCACCUUACUGUUAUCAAAGAACUCAGUGAAAAGAUUGAGUCCAUGCAGGGUUUAGUGGUGCAAUUGAAGAACCAACUUUAACUAACACCUGUCAUGUGUAUUUAAAUUUUAAUAAUUUUCGUAGGUCAGCAUUCUUUUGUAUAUAGGAUAGAAGUCCAUAGGUUGAUUUUGUACAAGAUUUGCCAAAGGCUUUGCAUUUAUGCAUUAUUAAAUCAUCGAAUGGAAGAAAAUAAAGC